Messenger RNA from Alligator mississippiensis (American alligator), 713 nucleotides. RefSeq names its product ribosomal protein L18 (gene RPL18). The transcript is spliced from 7 exons. Gene Ontology annotation, molecular function: RNA binding; structural constituent of ribosome. The record is from RefSeq and is a predicted model, not a curated record. Gene Ontology annotation, cellular component: cytosolic large ribosomal subunit; ribosome. Bases 100 to 666 code for a protein of 188 amino acids. Lineage: Eukaryota; Metazoa; Chordata; Crocodylia; Alligatoridae. Gene Ontology annotation, biological process: translation.
CUGCGUGGGCCAUAGAGGGCGCUGUUCCCACGUCUCCCAUAACCCUCCGCGCGAAGGCCUCCUCUUUCUUUUGGUGCUCGCGCCGCCGGUGCUGUCGCCAUGGGGGUGGACAUUCGACAUAACAAGGACCGCAAGGUUCGCCGCAAAGAGCCCAAGAGUCAAGACGUCUAUCUCCGUCUCCUGGUCAAGCUGUACCGCUUCCUGGCCCGCCGCACUAAUGCCAGCUUCAACAAGGUUAUCCUGAAACGCCUCUUCAUGAGCCGCACCAACCGGCCUCCGCUCUCCCUGUCCCGCAUGAUCCGCAAGAUGAAGCUCCCUGGGCGGGAGAACAAGACAGCUGUGGUAGUAGGGACAAUCACUGAUGACAUACGGAUCCAGGACAUUCCCAAACUGAAGGUGUGUGCCUUGCGGGUGACACGGGGAGCCCGCAGCCGCAUCCUGAAGGCAGGGGGCCAGAUCAUGACCUUUGACCAGCUGGCCAUGACCACGCCCAAGGGUCAAGGUACCGUCCUGCUUUCUGGUCCCAGGAAGGGACGUGAGGUGUAUCGGCACUUUGGCAAGGCACCUGGCACUCCCCACAGUCACACCAAGCCUUACAUACGGUCCAAGGGGCGGAAGUUUGAGCGUGCCCGGGGUCGCCGUGCCAGCAGAGGUUACAAGAACUGAGCCGGUGUCAUCCUUCGCGUAUAAUAAAUGCCGUCGGACUCCAUGUA